Molecule: messenger RNA, 1509 nt
Organism: Lathyrus oleraceus (garden pea)
Lineage: Eukaryota; Viridiplantae; Streptophyta; Magnoliopsida; Fabales; Fabaceae
Product: WAT1-related protein At4g08290
Exons: 7
Coding region: 99-1274 (391 amino acids)
Cellular component (GO): membrane
Molecular function (GO): transmembrane transporter activity
Source: RefSeq, a predicted model, not a curated record
CAUACUCUUCCACUCAUCCCAAGCAAACAUAUAUAAGUUUCUCUCUUCCUCAAAAACACAAAGAAAUCAAAAGAGGAAGUGAGAUUAAUAUACAUAAGAUGGGUGGAUUAACAUGUUGUGAGAAAGUUAAUGCAUGGUUAAGAAACUCAAAGGACUAUUUGCUUAUAAUAAGCUUGCAAUUUGGUUCUGCUGGCAUGUAUGUUCUCACCAUGGAUGCUCUUAAUAAGGGAAUGAGUCAUUAUGCUUUUGUGGUUUAUCGUAAUGUUAUUGCCACUGUUGCUCUUGCUCCAUUCGCAUUUUUUCUCGAAAGGAAAAUUAGGCCAAAGAUGACAGUGCGAAUAUUUUCUGAAAUUAUGGCACUGGGUUUUGUUGAGAUAAUACUUGAUCAAUGUUUCACGUUCUUGGGAAUGAAGCUAACAUCAGCAUCUUUUGCAUCUGCUGUUAUGAAUUCCGUACCCUCCAUCACCUUUGUACUUGCAAUCUUAUUUAGAUUGGAGAGGAUGAAACUUAGGGAGAUAGGAUGUCAAGCUAAAGUGAUUGGCACAGUGGUGAGUCUUGGAGGUGCUUUUCUUAUGGCACUAUACAAAGGUCCUGUUCUUCAAAUUGCUGGCUCUUCAGCAGCAACACAGAUGCACCAUCCUGAAAAUGUGAAUGAUCCAACUGGUUCACAUUGGCUCCUUGGUGCAUUGUUCCUCCUCAUCGGUUGCGCCGGCUUCUCCGCUUUCUACAUUUUACAAGCCAUAACAUUAAAAAAGUAUCCAGCAGAAAUGUCUCUUGCCACGUGGGUUUGUUUUAUUGGUGCACUUCAAAGCAGUGCAGUAACUAUUUUCAUGGAGCGCCACAGCCCGGAAGCUUGGGUUUUGGGCCUAGACUCUAGACUCUUCGCUUCGUUAUACGCGGGGAUAGUAACUUCAGCAAUUCAAUUUUAUGUGCAAGGUUCUGUAAUUAAAACUAUGGGACCUGUUUUCGUGACGGCUUUUAAUCCUCUUCGAAUGAUCAUAGUCACAGCCUUAGCUUGUCUCUUUCUCUCCGAAAAACUUCACCUCGGAAGCAUUGUUGGAGGAGUGGUGGUGGUUACCGGACUAUAUCUUGUCGUAUGGGGCAAAUCUAAGGAACAAAAAAGUAUUAUCUUAGAAGAAGAGUCCCCGCAAAAGAUCGCCAAGCAAGGACAACAACAAUUACCGAUUACGGUCUCUAAAAUUGAUGACAAUGUUGAUGUUAAGAAAACUCAAUCAGUCACGAUUGAAGAUCCAACAAGUAUAGAGAGACAGUGAUCACAACAAAAUUAAGUGGUCACAUUGUUGGAAUGUUUGUGACACUGGCCUAGGAACAUCUUGUGUUGUAUUAUAAAUAUUCAUCACAAAAUUUGGAUGGUUUUGUUUUUGUUUUUGUUUUUGAGUUUUACUUCUGCAUUUAACAAAAUAUGAAAGGGAUGGGGUAUCUUCCUUUUGUAUUGCAUUGUUGACUUUAACACAAUAUAUAAAUAAAAAACUUUAGGCUUCUUGUUCA